GGAUAGAUCGGGUGGUUCUACACGAUCGUCGUCGCCGUCCACAUUCGAAACGCUCCAAGCCAUGCGUGACACUUUCUCCGGCUGUGGUAGCGGAAAACGGUGCAAUUCCGAGUGCAAGUGUUUGCGAUCGUAAAUAUUAGCCCAGAAAGCUUUGUUUUGUAAACGGUUUAUGGAGUAUCUCGUUAUAAUUUAUAUCAUAUUGCGGGUGCCCGGCAAGGCCUUAAACGUUGUUAGUUGUGAACGAACGUGAGAUAAAGCUGUAAGCCUUACUCAAACCGCGGAGAUAAGUUCUUGGCAUCGAUAGCUAGCUACAUAGAUAGUAACACAAAAUGACCGUCCCUACCGAACCACAGCAGACAGCCGUCGUCAGCCGCUUGGCCAACAGCCAAAAGAACGGAGUCCACACGAGAGGUCAAGUCAACCAGGCGUACGAAUUAAAUGACGUCGAACACGGCGCCAACGGCUCACCACCGGAUGGCAAGGCAGCAAAUGACUCCCAGCCAGAUGGCGGUGGAGGUGGUGGACAUGGCAUCGAUACCGCCCAUCCCACCAACUAUUUGGAGACCAUCAUGCACAUCUUCAAAGGCAACGUCGGUCCCGGCCUGUACGCUAUGGGCCAAGCAUUCUACAACGGAGGCAUCAUCGUGUCACCGAUACUGACGGUCCUUCUCGGCAUCGCGUGCAUCCACAUUCAACAUCAGCUGCUGAACGCUGCAAAGAAGAUCAGAUGCAAAUUACCCGAUUCGACCAAAUAUCCAGAUUUUGCUGAAACGGUCGAACUAUGCUUCGAGCAUGGCCCAGUGAAGUUUCGACGAUGGAGCCGACCGAUGCGACUUGCCGUCAACGUGUUCAUUUGCGUUACCCAGUUUGGAUUCUGUACGGUGUACUUCGGAUUCAUCAGUAAUAAUUUAAAACAAAUCUACGACUUCUACGGCAUCCACCUGGAUAUCCGGCUGCACAUGCUCAUCAUCCUGGUGCCGAUCCUGUUGCCUGCACUGAUCCGCAACUUCAAAUACCUCGCAUGGUGUAUGACACUGGCCAACGUCGGCAUGGUCCUUGGUAUUUGCCUCACAGCGUACUACGCCGUCCAGGAUCUUCCGUCGAUCACCGAACGUGACUAUUUUUCUAGCUGGCGCCAGUUACCACUCUACUUUGGCACUGCCAUUUUCGCUUUCGAAGGAAUCGCUCUGGUGCUUCCACUGCAGAAUGCUAUGAAGAACCCCGAGGACUUUGGGCGGCCUCUGGGUGUGCUCAACGUAGGGAUGGGCAUUGUCACGUUCAUCUUUACCGGACUGGGCUUCGUUGGCUAUCUCAAAUGGGGUGACGGAGUGAAGAGUAGCUUGACACUCAACUUACCACAGGAUGAAGUGCUCGCACAGAGUGUGAAAGUUAUGGUUUCCUUUGGAAUUUUACUCGGGUACGCACUUCAGUUCUUCAUUGCCAUACAGAUCAUGCUACCUACGGUGCUGAAGAAAGUCAGCUUAGGAAAGGACCAUCCGGUGCUGGUGGAAUUGGGCUUCAGAACAUUUAUGGUUCUGAUCACAUUCGCCAUCGCAGAGAGUAUUCUCAAUGUUGGAGCGCUAAUCUCACUGAUUGGAGCAUUGUGCUCCACGGCACUGGCCUUGGUAUUUCCACCGGUCCUGGAACUGAUCCUGGGACUGGCUGAGAGCGAGUGCCCAUCCUCUGAGGGAACAUCAACCGAUGCACAACCAACUAGGAUGAGUAUAUUUGUUUGGGUAAAGAAUAUCUUGAUUUUGGUGCUAGCAUUGUUUAUCUUCAUUACUGGAACGGUCGAAAGUUUGGAUGCAAUUCGGCAUUUGGAGUAAUUUUGUGAUAUAAAUUUUUAAGAAA
This is a messenger RNA of Ochlerotatus camptorhynchus, 1851 nucleotides long. Its product is annotated as proton-coupled amino acid transporter-like protein CG1139. Lineage: Eukaryota; Metazoa; Arthropoda; Insecta; Diptera; Culicidae. The record is from RefSeq and is a predicted model, not a curated record. The coding region runs from base 330 to 1826 and encodes 498 amino acids. Gene Ontology annotation, biological process: amino acid transmembrane transport. Gene Ontology annotation, molecular function: L-amino acid transmembrane transporter activity. The transcript has 5 exons.